This is a messenger RNA of Ylistrum balloti, 1044 nucleotides long. RefSeq names its product galactosylceramide sulfotransferase-like. The transcript has a single exon. The coding region runs from base 1 to 1044 and encodes 347 amino acids. The record is from RefSeq and is a predicted model, not a curated record. Gene Ontology annotation, molecular function: galactosylceramide sulfotransferase activity. NCBI's taxonomy places the organism in Eukaryota, Metazoa, Mollusca, Bivalvia, Pectinida, Pectinidae. Gene Ontology annotation, cellular component: membrane. Gene Ontology annotation, biological process: glycolipid biosynthetic process.
AUGGAUGUUGAUCAUACCAAUGAUUCGAAAAUCAACCCUAUCCAGGACUUGAAAUCCAACCCUGUCCAACAUAUUGCAUUCGUAAAGGUACAUAAAGCCGCUAGUACAACUGUUCAGAAUAUCUUUCUACGUUACGGAUACGAAAAUGAUCUUGUGUUUGCUUUGCCAAGAGCAGGUUCGACCAUUAGUGUACAACAAACCGUGAGGUCGGAUAUGAUCCUUCCACCGCCACCGAAUAGACCUUAUGAUAUUAUAUGUUCUCAUGUCAGAUAUAACAGAGAAGCAUUCAGUAAAAUCAUGCCGAAUGAUACAAAAUAUAUAGGAGUAGUAAGAGAGCCAUUCCGUCAUUUUCAGUCUAAUUUACAGUAUUACCGUCAAAGGUCUGUAUUAAAGAUCCCAGGAAACAGACCUGUAUUGGAGUAUCUCUUACACAAUGAUAAAUAUAUGACGUUCGGGGGCAACAUUCCAACUACGUACAAUAGAAUGGCAUUUGACUUUGGAUUUCCAGACGCUUUAUUUUGGUCAAAAAAUUUUACCAACAUUCAUCAGCAUUUACUCAAAUUGGACAAGGAAAUGGACUUAGUUAUUAUCACGGAAUACUUUGACGAAUCUAUUGUUUUGAUGAGGCGACUCCUUAACUGGGAUCUAAAGUAUGUUUUAUAUGGUAAACUCAAUUCUAAGCGAAAGAAAGACCCUCGAUUGGAAAUUGGACCGGAAGAAGAAACAUUGUAUAAAAACUGGGCACAUAUCGACUACGAAUUAUACAAUUUUUUCCUGAACAAACUUAAAAAUAAACUAAAUCAACAGCCAUCUGAUUUCUUUGAAGAACUAGAUUACUUCAGAAGAACCAGAACUAAGUACGAUAACUAUUGUAUAUCAUCCAUGCACGGUGGACCAGCUGAAAUUUCAUUUGAAGGUAGCAAAUGGAAUAAACCUUUUGUGGUGAGAAAAGAGCAUUGUAGCCAUGUAUAUAUCAGGGAAAUGCCCUUUUUCAAUCAACUGAGAGCACGACGAAAGCUCCAGAUUGAACGAAUGAAUGCCUAG